This is a messenger RNA of Pyrenophora tritici-repentis Pt-1C-BFP, 1023 nucleotides long. NCBI's taxonomy places the organism in Eukaryota, Fungi, Ascomycota, Dothideomycetes, Pleosporales, Pleosporaceae. The record is from RefSeq and is a predicted model, not a curated record.
AUGUAUCGAAUCCGACCGCGAUUCUCCGCCUUCCAAUCACCCUUCCUGGCCCCGCGCUCGAUCACCCCAAGUCUUCGCAACCAUGCGCAAAUCCGCUGCUAUAAUCGCAUUGGCGGUCGUGGGCCCCAAUACAAACGCUUCUCUGCGUCCAAUAGCAGCUAUACUGAUCUCCUGUACCGUUGGGCCGCAAGCCCAACCUUUUAUCGCGACGUGGGCAUCAUAACAGCCGGCUCAGCCGGCAUCUACCUAUACAACCUCGAAGAAGUGCCUGUGUCUGGUCGCCGCCGCUUCAACAUUAUUCCGCCUUCUCUUGAGGCCAAACUCUCGGAAUCAACAGUGGCGCAGAUCAAGGAAGAGUACAAGGGCCGUAUACUACCAGAGAACGACUACCGGGUGCAGCAGGUGAGGCGCGUACUGGAGCGACUACUGCCGUUUGCCGAGGGCGAGGGAGUACGCAAUGUGAACUGGGAAGUCAAUGUGAUUGAUUCUCCCGAGCAGAAUGCGUUCGUGACGAGCGGGGGUAAGGUAUUCGUUUUCACGGGCAUACUACCAAUGUGCAAGACGGAAGACGAGAUUGCCGCAGUCUUAGGACACGAGAUCGCGCACGUAGUUGCGAGGCAUACGGCAGAAUCAUUAACCUUCGCCCCCUUCAUCCUCCUCGGCUGCCUCGUCCUCGCCGCAUACGACGUCUCCAUGUCCACGAGCUCCGCCGCCUUCAACUUCUUCCUGCAAAUGCCCGCGUCGCGCAAACACGAAGCAGAAGCCGACUACAUCGGCCUGCUGAUGAUGGCACAAGGCUGCUACAACCCCGAAGCCGCCGCGAGCUUCUGGGCGCGCAUGGAGAAACAAGGCGGUCAGCCACCAGAACUACUCUCCACGCACCCGAGCCACCACAACCGCGAGGCCAAAAUAAAGGAGUGGCUACCCAAAGCGCAGGAAAAGGCAGAGGCAAGCGAUUGUCACUUCUCAGCACAAUAUGCGACACACUUCCGCUCUGCGUUUGAUACCCUCGGCCGAUGGUGA